AUGGCGAACGGUCUGCGUCGUCUCCACGCGUUUCUCACCACGUUCUCUGUCGGCGCUGCGACCGCUUGGGCGUAUGGCUUCCCGGACUGUGUCAACGGCCCGCUGAAGAGCAACGCUGUCUGUGAUAUUACCAAGGACCCUAUCACUCGAGCUACAGCGCUCAUUGGCCUCUGGACUGACGAGGAGCUCACUAGCAACACAGUCAAUGCAUCUCCGGGUGUGCCCCGUUUAGGUCUUCCCGCCUACAACUGGUGGUCAGAAGGUUUGCACGGUGUAGCCCAAAGCCCGGGUGUGACCUUUGCACCAUCCGGCAAUUUUAGUCAUGCGACCUCCUUCCCCCAACCCAUUCUGAUGGGUGCCGCAUUCGACGACACACUCAUUCAAGCGAUCGCGACCAUUGUGAGCACAGAAGGGCGCGCCUUCAACAAUGCCGGCCGCGCUGGUCUCGAUUACUGGACGCCCAAUAUCAAUCCGUUCAAGGAUCCCCGAUGGGGACGCGGACAGGAGACCCCGGGAGAGGACCCGUUCCACCUCUCCCAAUAUGUCUACAAUCUCAUCCUCGGCCUCCAAGGCGGGCUCGACCCGAAGCCGUACUUCAAGGUCGUCGCCGACUGCAAGCACUUCGCCGCGUAUGACCUGGAGAACUGGGAGGGCAUCGUGCGCAACGGGUUCGACGCGAUCGUCUCGCAGCAGGACCUGUCCGAGUUCUACCUCCCGCCGUUCCAGACGUGCGUGCGCGACGCGAAGGUCGCGAGCGUAAUGUGCUCGUACAACGCUGUGAACGGCAUCCCGUCAUGUGCGAAUAGCUUCCUGCUGCAGGAUGUGCUCCGUGACCACUGGGGAUUCACGGACGACCGAUGGGUCACGAGCGACUGCGACGCCGUUGAAAACAUUUUAACACCGCAUAAAUAUACUACCGACCCGGCACAAGCGGCGGCGGACGCGCUGCUAGCGGGCACUGACAUCGACUGCGGGACGUUCUCGUCGACGUAUCUUCCUGAAGCUCUGCAGCGUGGCCUGGUCAACUCGACCGAUCUUCGGAGAGCAGCCAUUCGUCAAUACGCAUCACUCGUUCGCCUUGGCUACUUCGACGAUCCAGCAGCUCAGCCGUAUCGUCAGUUGGGGUGGUCCGACGUCAACACCCCGCAAGCUCAGCAGCUCGCACACACCGCCGCAGUUGAGGGUAUCGUCCUACUGAAGAACGACGGAGUCCUCCCGUUCUCGAAGCACGUCCGCAAGCUCGCGCUCAUCGGUCCCUGGGCAAACGCAACGAGUCUCCUGCAGGGCAGCUACAUCGGUGUCGCACCUUACCUCGUGAGCCCGUUGCAAGGUGCACAAGAGGCCGGAUUUGAGGUCGAGUACGUGCUCGGCACCAAUGUGACGACACAGAACGACAUGAGCGGCUUUGCUGCCGCCGUCGCCGCCGUGAGGCGCGCGGACGCGGUGGUCUUCGCGGGAGGGCUGGACGAGACGGUCGAGUGUGAGGGGACAGACCGCCUGAAUGUAACGUGGCCAGGAAACCAGCUCGAUCUCGUCGCAGAGCUAGAGCGCGUAGGCAAGCCGCUGAUCGUCGCGCAGUUUGGUGGCGGCCAGCUCGACGACACCGCGCUCAAGCACAGUAAAGCAGUGAACGCAAUCAUCUGGGGCGGCUACCCUGGCCAAAGCGGCGGCACCGCGCUCUUCGACAUCCUCACGGGAAAGGCGGCCCCCGCGGGACGCCUGCCCAUCACGCAGUACCCUGCCGCGUACACCAAACAGGUCCCGAUGACGGACAUGAGCCUGCGCCCGAGUGCGACGAACCCCGGCCGGACGUACAAAUGGUACUCCGGCACGCCCGUCUUCGAAUUUGGCUUUGGGCUGCACUACACCACCUUCGUGUUCUCCUGGGCCGCCCCUAGCGCCGCCGCGGCUGUCGACUCCACCGCGUCGUUCGGCAGCCUCGCGAAAUCCUACUCCAUCUCCCAGCUAGUGGCGCACGGCCAGGAGAGCACGGCGUUCCUGGACCUGGCGCCCCUCGACACGUUCGCGGUGCGCGUGACGAACACGGGCAGGGUCGCGUCCGACUACGUCGCGCUGCUCUUCGUGAGCGGCGCGUUCGGGCCCGCGCCGCACCCGAAGAAGCAGCUCGUUGCGUACACGCGCGUGCACGGGCUUGCGCCGCGCGGCAGCACGGUCGCGCAGCUCCCGGUGACGCUGGGCGCGAUCGCACGCGCGGACAAGAACGGGGAGAAGUGGGUGCACCCCGGGACGUACACGCUCGCGCUGGACACGGAUGCGGUGCUGACGCACACGUUCACGUUGACGGGGAGCGCGGUGAAGAUCGCAUCGUGGCCCAAAGAUAGCAGUUCGUGA
Molecule: messenger RNA, 2352 nt
Organism: Trametes versicolor FP-101664 SS1
Lineage: Eukaryota; Fungi; Basidiomycota; Agaricomycetes; Polyporales; Polyporaceae
Product: glycoside hydrolase family 3 protein
Exons: 5
Coding region: 1-2352 (783 amino acids)
Biological process (GO): arabinan catabolic process; xylan catabolic process
Cellular component (GO): plant-type cell wall
Molecular function (GO): xylan 1,4-beta-xylosidase activity; alpha-L-arabinofuranosidase activity
Source: RefSeq, a predicted model, not a curated record